CAGCAGCAGCAGCAACAACUGCAACAGCAGCCGCUGUGGCAGGCUUGGCUCCUGGCCAGCUGGCGGGGAGCCCUAGAAGGGAGGGAGGAGAAAGGGGAGGAAGAGGAGAAGGAGGGGGAGGAGAGGAGCAGUCAGCAGGCCCGAGGAGGCAGGACUUCCUGGUGUGGGGGUUGUCAACAGCCCAGAAAGAGAAAGACAGAGAGAGUGAGACCAAGAGUAGAGGAGGAGAGACCGACCCAGCGGGGCCACGCGGAGGAGAUUUGGGAGACCCACCCGCUCAGACCGCGGAGGCCGGCCGCCCCCUUCCACAUCGGUUUCGACACCUUUGGGUCUUCAGAGCCGCGCCUGGGCUCCACCAGCGAGGCGUGGGUUCCUUCUUUUCUGGAGAACAAACUUUGCACAGAGAUGCCUCCCAGGGUGAGGUGCUGCCCCGGAGGAUUGGGCAGCCUCUGAUCGCCGCCUGCGUGUUCCGCAUUGCCCGGGGCCGGGAGGCCCCAGGAAAGAACAGCCCGACAUCUUAGGCGCUGGGACCCCCCACUCGGCUCAGUGGUAGGCCGGAGAGUUUGCAAACUCAGCUCUGGAGUUCAGCAGUGGCAGCAGCAGGAAAAACCUGCCCCGGCCCCCCCACCUCCCGCCACCUUCCCUAACCUGUACUCACUUCACCAACCACGCACCCCCAGUUCCUGCAAGGCUCUUUUCUGCUAUGUCUGACCCAGACAUCCCCAGGGGCCCUGAUGCCCCCGCCAUGUGGCCCCCCUGUUCCAGGGGUGCCUGAGCCCCUAAAAGAGCCCCAGACUCCCAUCUCGGCCCAGUCCUGAGCCCCAGGAACCAUGAGUGGGGGCAGGAAGAAGAGUAGUUUCCAAAUCACCAGCGUCACCACGGACUAUGAGGGCCCAGGUAGCCCAGGAGGUUCAGAUUCCCCUGCCCUGCCUGCUCCUACUGGGCCCCGCCUGCCCAACGGGGAGCCCAACCCUGAUCCAGGGGGCAAGAGCACCCCCAGGAAUGGCUCUCCACCGCCUGGAGCCCCUGCCUCUCGUUUCCGGGUGGUGAAGCUGCCCCACGGCUUGGGAGAGCCCUAUCGACGAGGUCGUUGGACGUGUGUGGAUGUUUACGAGAGAGACCUGGAGCCCCCAAGCUUUGGCCGGCUCCUGGAGGGAAUUCGAGGGGCCUCAGGAGGGACCGGGGGCCGAUCUUUGGAUUCCAGAUUGGAGCUGGCCAGCUUGGGCCUGGGCGCCCCUACCCCACAAUCAGGCCUGUCUCAGGGCCCCUCCUCCUGGCUACGCCCACCCCCCACUUCCCCUGGACCUCAGGCCCGCUCCUUCACUGGGGGGUUGGGCCAGCUGGUGGUACCUGGCAAAGCCAAAGUGGAGACAUCCCCCUUGUCAGCCUCCUCACCACAGCAGCGCCCCCAAGAGCCUGGGACCAGGGAUAGCUUGGGCACUUCUCGGGCCACCACGCCUCUGCCCUCCCUGAGGGUGGAAGUGGAGGCUGGGGGCUCAGCAGCUGGAACCCCUCCACUGUCUCAACGGAAAGAUGGAGAUGUGCGGCUGAGGAUGGAGUUGGUUGCUCCAGAGGAGAUGGGGCAGGUGCCUACACUUGACUCUCGUCCCAGCUCCCCUGCAUUCUACUUCUUCCCUGAUGCCAAUCAGGUUCACAAGUCUCCAGACCCCUUUGGGGCAGCAGCAGCCCAGAGCCUCAGCCUGGCCCGCUCCAUGUUGGCUAUCAGUGGUCACCUGGACAGUGAUGAUGAUAGGUCUGAUCACCCCCUUGGUUGCUCCACCUGUCAGCACCUUCUGCACCCAGAGUUUGGACAGGAAAUGGAAAAUUUCCAGCUCCCUCACACUUUCUUCUGGCUGCCUCAUCCAGGGUCACCUUGAAUUGAAUGCUACUCCCCCCCCACCCUGCAGGGAAGCCAAUUGGAGUUGACAGCCAGGAGGGAGGGCUUCCAGGGGAGCACAGGGUGUGGGCUAUAGCAUGUUGGGGCCGCCUCUCUGAGAGGGGCUCAGUGGGGGUCUGGAGGACAGGGCUCUUGAUCCUGACCCUGCAGCACAGCAGGGCAAGGGGAGAGGGAAGGCACAGGAGCUGGGGCAGGUCACGGGCCACAGGUGAGGCAGGGCUUGGGACCUGAGUGGUAGAAGAGGGUGCCCUGGAGGAUGAGACAGGGUGCAAGAGCCUGUGCAGGCUGUAAGCCAUGAGAGAGGGGCUUGAGGGAAAGCCAGGUUCUGAAACCCAGAAGGGUGGGGCCGGGCUAAAAGGGCUGUUGAGCCAGGCCUGAGUCGACCUCUGGUGGCCACUUUACAAACUGCAGCCAAUCCUGCUCUCCACUGCCUGUCAUCCUCCAGGUUGUCUUCAAAGCCAUUGCUCCUAUGCUGAGUAUCCUACCUCCAAUUUCACCUUCCUCCCUCCCUUCAAGCCCUCAUUCCCUGUAAGACUGCAGACCUCCAAGAUCCCAGACCCAGGUUGCAGAUCCAUAGGCUGUUUUUGUCCUGUAGGACUCUGGCUCAGCUUCCAUUGCUGUGCUAAUCUUUCCUAUUUCUCCUUUCCUUCACUGUGGAAGGUGAAGGACCCUCUCGCCCAGGCCCCAGGGCUCACCCUUGAUGUGAGCUUUGUGUUUGGGAGGUGAGGUCAGUCCAUGGAAGACCACAGUAUGUGAGAACCUCCCCCCACUCCACCUAUCCCUUUCCUGAGGCCUUGAGGGACCAGCUCAUCUGAAGGGGGCAGGAUGGGGUCAGGGUGGGGCCAGGAUCUUCCCCACCUUUCACAUCCCUCUCAGACCUAGGCUUCAUUCCCUGAGGCCCCUCCCCAGACCAGGCCACCAGCUGACUUCCCUCCACCAGCCCCAGCCCCCUCCCCUCCACUCUGGGAUUGGUGCCAGGGUGAGAAGGGGACACUGGCACUGACCAUGUCUGGGAAUUCCCGCCCACCGUGGAGCCAGGGGGGUUGGUCCCCGUGCCCCCAAGGAGCCAAUAGCAGCCAGGCCUUGCCCUGGGGGGUGGUGUAUAUCUUUCAGGCCAGCACCCUCUAGGCGCUAUCUCCUCUGCCUGCUUGGCACCAACCAGACCCCACUCUGCCUGGGGGGCUCUGAGCCCCCCAGGUACUCCCUUUGACACAGCCUUCUUGGGCCUGGGGACCCUCUUCCCUCAGGGAUGGCCCAGCCAGGGGUCUCUGUCAAGUCCCUUGUGUUAUCUUAUGAGACUCAAGUGGUGGGGAUGGCUCCAGGGCCACCAAGAAAAAGGGGCUGUGUCUCUUCCCCUUGCUCCCCUAGAGGGGCAUCUCCUAUUCGAGGGGCAUCUGGACC
Molecule: messenger RNA, 3298 nt
Organism: Nycticebus coucang (slow loris)
Lineage: Eukaryota; Metazoa; Chordata; Mammalia; Primates; Lorisidae
Gene: TSC22D4
Product: TSC22 domain family member 4
Exons: 4
Coding region: 831-1877 (348 amino acids)
Biological process (GO): response to osmotic stress; regulation of transcription by RNA polymerase II
Source: RefSeq, a predicted model, not a curated record